This is a messenger RNA of Gracilinanus agilis (Agile Gracile Mouse Opossum), 3827 nucleotides long. RefSeq names its product myotrophin (gene MTPN). Gene Ontology annotation, molecular function: protein binding. NCBI's taxonomy places the organism in Eukaryota, Metazoa, Chordata, Mammalia, Didelphimorphia, Didelphidae. The transcript is spliced from 4 exons. Gene Ontology annotation, biological process: regulation of barbed-end actin filament capping. The record is from RefSeq and is a predicted model, not a curated record. Bases 249 to 605 code for a protein of 118 amino acids. Gene Ontology annotation, cellular component: nucleus; cytoplasm.
CCCUUUCCACACGGAUUCCGUUUGGCGCGGCCCCCAGCUCAGAGAGAACUUUCCUCCUCCUGGCUCCCGCUGCCGUUUUGUCCGACUGCCUUGGCUAGCAACCCUCUUGUGCAACCCUCUGCCCGGACUUCCUGCGGCCGCUCUCCGCUCCCCUCCCGCCGCCGCUGCCUUCGUUUCUCGCCCUUCUUCCCUCAGUCCCGCCCGCCGCCUUCUUUCCCUCUCUCCAUCCGGCCAGCCCCUCUGCAGUGAUGUGCGACAAGGAAUUCAUGUGGGCUUUGAAAAAUGGAGACCUGGAUGAGGUGAAAGACUAUGUUGCCAAGGGUGAAGAUGUUAAUCGGACACUAGAAGGUGGUAGGAAGCCUCUUCAUUAUGCAGCAGAUUGUGGGCAGCUUGAAAUCCUGGAAUUUCUGCUACUGAAAGGAGCUGAUAUUAAUGCUCCAGAUAAACAUCAUAUCACCCCUCUUCUGUCUGCAGUAUAUGAAGGUCAUGUUUCAUGUGUGAAACUGCUUCUAUCAAAGGGUGCUGAUAAAACUGUGAAAGGCCCAGAUGGACUAACUGCCUUUGAAGCCACUGACAACCAGGCAAUCAAAGCUCUUCUUCAGUGAUGGCUGGAUGGACUGAUCCAUAUGGAAGAAUGCCUCUCCCGUGGCCUCACACUGCUGCCUGUCUGUCUGUCACUCUCUAUCUGCCAGCUUCUUCAGCUAAAUACUUUAAGAGAGGUGAGGGGAGAGAGAAAUUCAUAAUAAAUCAGACUACCAGAAAAACUAUUUUUUAGAGAGUAAAUCCAUAUGAUCAGGACUUUAUUGGGAUUCCUGAUCAUGUCACUCUCUCAUGUUUCUAAUAAAAUUCAGCUCAUGCCCUGUGGAGGGGCAAAAACAAAAUAUACUGUUUAACAUUCAACCUGUGCAGCUCCCUAACUAGUUCUAUUAAUUAGAUUGUGUCGAAAGGUCUGAUUAUAUAAAGGCCUACUUCUAUAUAUUUUGUAGCCCUAACUGUGGAAGCAGUGGUGGCUACCAUGUUGUAAACUUAGGGUGCUGAGAUAAGCAAUUAGCUAUAGCCCUCUGCCUUAAGAUUGCACUGUAAUGGGGAUUUCCUGGCCUGGUUAAGAGUGUUGCCUAUGGUUGGUGACCAAAUCUUUCCUCAGUAACUUUGAUUUAAACAAAGGCUCGGUUCAGAUGAGGAAGGGCAUAUACCCCUAAGUAGCUGGAUGACUGGACUUUGAAUUUCUCUUCCCUUUCCAUGUGGGUUUCAUGUGUCCUUAAAUAAAACUGACCAGUCUUAUUUAUAAAAUCUUUGAUUUGAGGGUCUGAGGAGAAAUAGCAUUCCAAUAUAUUCAUUUUCUCCUCCAGUUUGAGAAAUGUGUAUUAUGUAUGAAACACUUUCAAACUCUUCUAGCAGUGAGCGGGGAUUUAAAAGUAGAAUCAUAGCCAUAAGUUUGUUAGUAUUAUACAAAAAGGAAACAUGUUUCCUGGUAGCUGAAGGUUUUCUUCUACUUAUUUCUACUUGGAAUUUUUCUUUGAAAUUAAUUUUAUUUGAAGAAUCAAGGAACAUAACUUAAAUACCAUCCCUACAUUGAAUGUUGAUACUUAUGGAAUGAGAUUACUUAUUGUACCAUGCUAGGGUGGGGUUUAAGAUUUGGGUAAAUUUGAUUUGAUCAAGUCUCCUCGAACAUAAUUUGUUACCAAAAAUCUCUUUUAAGUUUUUGCUGGACAAGUGGCAACCCACAUUGUAGUUUCCUAUUUUAAAAUCAUGUAUCACAAAGAGUAUGAUACACUUUAAAAAUGAUUCUGUACAUUUAGAAUAAGUACUCAAUUACAGUGUUUUUAUAACUUGAAGAAAAUAUUGUACACAUUACAUAUUUGUUUCAUGAGCAUUAUGGCAAAAUAAAGUAUGAAUACCUAAUUUUAAUAUCUCGCAUUUAAAUAAUGACAAAAAUCAGAAGUGUGCACUAAAUAGAAACAUCCAGAUAAGUAUAAUUUACUAAUAAAUGUUAGAUUUUUUUUUUCAUCUAAGUUACACGAUUUUGAAUGUACCUCAGAUUCUUUUUUAAAGGCUUUGCAUUCAGAUUGUGGAAUGGGAACAAUUUAAUGAAGAUUUUUAUACAUAGUGCAGCAUCCUUCCAGAGAAUUAAAUUAUUACUAAGAACAACCAGCCUGGCCAAUACCAAAUCAUAUUAAACAGUUGCUGAUUGGUUAAGUGUAGUGGGUUUUUUUAAUUCAAGGUUCCUUCCUCCUCCCUAAGUGACUCCACCCCCUUCCUACUUCCACACCCAGUCCAACCCCAUGAUUUCUCUUAUUCUGAGAAGCCAAUCACUGAAUAAUUAUUUUUAAAUGACAAGUAUAUUUGGAUAGUUUUGCCAUCUUAAUACAGCCUUUUUAUAUUUAAUGAACAUUUAUUAAUCAGGGCUGGCCUACAUCACUGAACUAAAAUGGUGGUGCCUCUAUUAAAAUGUAGGGCACUGGGUCCAUUUUAGUUCCGCUAAAGUAGUACAGUGUGUGUGUGGGUUUGGGUUCUAUUAGCAUAAUUCUAUUUAAAGGCUUAGAACUUACCCUUUACAGAGUUUCCCCUUUACCUUUCAAAGUGUUUCAUUGUAGUUGACUAUUGCAGUACAAUGUGCUUUGUACUCCUUUCCCAGGCCUUCUGAUUUCCUCAGUCAUUGUGGUAUAUAAAACUAUUUGAUGCUUUGUACAAGUUAACCUGUUUCUUGUAAUUCAGUAAAGGCAGUUUUGCCUUUCCACCUUCCCCUUUACCAUCUUGUAAGCAAACCCCAUCAUCGUGAAGAGCUCCCUUGCUAAGACAACACAGUGUUGUAAAUAAACUGUACUGACCAACUGAGAUGGUUUGGGGUUUCUUUUUACUUUUACUUCUUAAAUAACUGCAUUAUUUAUAAUGUAUCUCUGAACUACUUUGGCAGAGAAAUUGACAACAACUUAACAUUAAUUUUUGGGGGUAAAAAAAAAAAGCUAAAACUAUCUUCUUUUUUUGCACUACAUGAAUCAGCAAAAGGUCAAAUUAAUAUUUUUAUCCUCUUAAUGUAAAAUUAAGCAUCUCAGAAAGAUAUCUUGCAUUUUCUUGAGUUUUCUAUUCUUUCAUUUCCUAUUCUGGUCUCAAGUAAUAAUGUACAGGUGGCUUACUUUUGCCUCACACCAGCACAUCAGUGAAGUGUCAAAUUACAACCGCCACACCUAGACAGAUUGCUAUGGACUUGGAAAUUCAGACAGUCCCAUCCUUUUCCUUUACACACCCAUAUAUUUCUUCUAUGCACAGCACACUUUCCUAAAUUCUAGUUGUUCACAAAGGACAGGUAGAUAGAAUAUGUGGAAGCUGCUGACAAGUAGGCCAUUCAUUCUUUAUUGUUUUCACCAAACCAUGGUUAGAUUUAAAGACCUAUAAAUAUUUACUGAGUUUUACAUCCUCUGCACCCUCUACUUUGUUAUAAUACGUUUGAAUCUUAAAUUGAGCUGCUACCUUCUCCCAUGCAAUAUUGUCCGCAUGAGUGUCUAUUAGAAGAAGCUGGUGAGAGUGCACUCCCACAUAAGCAAUUGCAGUGUUUUGCAUGCUAAAUAAGUAAAUAAAUGAAGCUGUCCUAAUUCUAUUUUGUAAAUGGAGGAACAAUCAUAUCUUUCUAAACAGUAAUAAAAUAAAAAUUUAAAGAACUAGUGCUUUUGUGCAUUUUGAUAUAUCUGAGUUCAUUUUUCCACAAUGUAAUUCUUUUGACAGUUAGGUUUCUCAUAUUAUCCUAGUUCAUAAACAUCAGAAUGCUAAAUAAUACUGUGUUUAAGUUUUGUGUUGCAAGAACAAAUGGAAUAAACUUGAAUUGUGCUACA